UUGUAUCUCUCUGGUUCUAUCUCAGUUGAGUUGCGACCUACUCUUGUUUCGCGGUCUCCCCUCUGAUAGACACUUUCGCGCCUCUAUCCGGCCGUCAAUGGCGGUCUCAGUUCCCGCAAAAGGAUCAACGCUAAGGGACGCAUUUGGAAAUGUUCUCUCUGUCUUCAUUCUCAUCUUGAUCGGCGUCCUCGCAUUCUCAAUUCGGCUCUUUUCUGUGAUAAAGUAUGAGAGCGUUAUUCACGAAUUUGAUCCUUAUUUUAACUACCGAGUUACCCAGUAUCUUUCAAAGAAGGGAAUUUAUGAAUUUUGGAAUUGGUUUGAUGAUCGGACCUGGUAUCCUCUAGGGAGAGUAAUUGGUGGAACCGUUUAUCCUGGUCUCACAUUAACUGCAGGCACAUUAUGGCGGGUAUUCAAUGCCUUAAACAUUCCUUUAUCUGUGGAAACUGUUUGUGUAUUCACUGCACCCAUAUUCUCUGCUUUUGCUUCAUGGGCAACUUACCUGUUAACUAAGGAAGUUAAAGGUGCUGGUGCUGGACUGACAGCUGCUGCUCUUUUGGCCAUGGUUCCUUCAUAUAUAUCGCGGUCUGUGGCUGGCAGCUAUGACAAUGAAGCUGUUGCUAUAUUUGCUCUGAUCUUCACUUUCUAUCUCUAUAUAAAGACAUUGAACACUGGAUCCCUUUUUUAUGCCACUUUAAACGCCAUUGCAUAUUUCUACAUGGUUUGCUCAUGGGGAGGUUACACAUUCAUUAUUAAUCUUAUUCCAAUGCAUGCACUCUUGUGCAUUGUAACUGGGCGCUAUUCUCCUCGAUUGUAUAUUGCAUAUGCUCCUCUUGUCGUCUUGGGAACUUUAUUGGCUGCACUGGUGCCUGUCGUUGGAUUUAAUGCAGUUAUGACAUCAGAACAUUUUGCAUCAUUUUUGGUUUUCAUCAUUAUCCAUGUGGUGGCUCUCGUUUACUAUAUCAAAGGAAUUCUCUCCCAGAAAAUGUUUAGAGUGGCUGUUACUCUCGUAGUAUCUAUUGGGCUGGCAGUUUGUUGUGCAGUCAUUGCAGUUCUGGUAGCUCUUGUUGCUUCCAGCCCAACCAAGGGGUGGAGUGGGCGUAGUCUGAGUCUUUUAGACCCAACUUAUGCAAGCAAGUAUAUACCAAUAAUUGCUAGUGUUAGUGAGCAUCAACCACCUACUUGGCCAUCUUACUUUAUGGACAUCAACGUUUUGGCAUUCUUGGUUCCAGCUGGUAUUAUUGCAUGCUUUUCACCAUUAUCUGAUGCUAGCUCAUUUGUAGUCCUCUACAUUGUUACAGCAGUGUACUUCUCUGGAGUUAUGGUGCGUCUUAUGCUUGUACUUGCUCCAGCAGCAUGCAUUUUGUCUGGAAUUGCACUUUCUCAAGCCUUUGAAGUUUUUACUCGGUCUAUCAAGUUUCAGAAGCCCGGAGAGGCACUGGAUACACAAGAAGUGGGAGUUACCGUCUCUGAUGGUGUUGUAGCACAACAUGAUGUGGUGAAGCCUGAAAAAAGUGAAGAUACAAUUAAAGAACGACCCUCAAAAAAGAAUAGAAAGAAGGAAAAGGAGCCAGUUGAAAAGCCUUCACUCAAGUCCCAAAUUCGUAAAAGGCUGCUAGUUUUACCCUUCGCGACAUCAAUUAUUGCCCUUUUCUUACUUAUUUUGCUGGGUGCCUUUUAUGUGGUUCAUUGUGUCUGGGCAGCUGCAGAAGCUUAUUCAGCCCCUUCUAUUGUUUUAACUUCUCACUCCCGUGAUGGUCUCCAUGUUUUUGAUGACUUUAGAGAAGCUUAUGCAUGGUUAAGCCACAACACUGAGGUUGAUGAUAAAGUUGCAUCAUGGUGGGACUAUGGCUAUCAAACUACUGCUAUGGCCAAUCGUACUGUCAUUGUUGACAACAAUACCUGGAACAAUACCCAUAUUGCAACUGUUGGUACUGCUAUGUCUUCUCCUGAGAAGGCAGCCUGGGAAAUUUUCAACUCUCUAGAUGUAAAAUAUGUUCUUGUUGUCUUUGGAGGUCUUGUUGGUUAUCCAAGUGAUGAUAUCAAUAAGUUCUUGUGGAUGGUUCGUAUAGGAGGUGGUGUAUUUCCUCAUAUCAAGGAACCGGAUUACCUAAGAGAUGGUCAGUAUCGAAUUGAUUCUCAGGCCACUCCAACAAUGCUGAAUUCUCUCAUGUACAAACUUUCGUACUACAGGUUUGUGGAAACAGAUGGUAAAGGAUUUGAUAGGGUGAGGCAGACAGAAAUUGGGAAGAAAUAUUUUAAGCUUUCGCAUUUUGAAGAGGCAUUCACCACUCACCAUUGGAUGGUACGAAUCUACAAAUUGAAAGCUCCAAAGAACAGAAUCAGGGGAAAGACUAAAAAGUCAAAGACGAAGUCCAGUUCAACUACCAGUUCCAAAAGAAAAGAAACAAAAAAGAGAAAUCCGUGGCAAUGAAAAAUCAUCUGAUGAUGAUGGGACAAUUUUCAAAAAGCAUAAACCACAUGUUUGGAAGCCUGGCUGCUAAUUGAAAGUUGUAGGGAAUGUCAUGAAGAAAAUCUGGCGAACAUUUGGGCACAUUUAAGUUAAUGAUUUGAUAUAGAGCCAAUGACAUGUAGCCUUUCUUUUUGUCAGUCUCUGCUCUGCUUGACCUUUUUUUUGGCUGCUUUCUCUUUGUCUCUGCAAUUAGGUGUAAUCAAUAUGGAGAAGCAACAAAAAUGUGUUCUGUAAUGGAGAUUGCCAUGCUAAACGAUUCAUUGUUAAGGCCAUAGGGGGAAAGAUUGAAAUA
This is a messenger RNA of Cucurbita maxima (winter squash), 2762 nucleotides long. RefSeq names its product dolichyl-diphosphooligosaccharide--protein glycosyltransferase subunit STT3A. The record is from RefSeq and is a predicted model, not a curated record. Bases 98 to 2431 code for a protein of 777 amino acids. NCBI's taxonomy places the organism in Eukaryota, Viridiplantae, Streptophyta, Magnoliopsida, Cucurbitales, Cucurbitaceae. Gene Ontology annotation, cellular component: membrane. Gene Ontology annotation, molecular function: oligosaccharyl transferase activity. The transcript has 24 exons.